Marasmius oreades (fairy-ring Marasmius) is the source of this 1254-nucleotide messenger RNA. RefSeq lists its product as uncharacterized. NCBI's taxonomy places the organism in Eukaryota, Fungi, Basidiomycota, Agaricomycetes, Agaricales, Marasmiaceae. The coding region runs from base 1 to 1254 and encodes 417 amino acids. The transcript has 3 exons. The record is from RefSeq and is a predicted model, not a curated record. Gene Ontology annotation, cellular component: mitochondrion.
AUGUAUGUAAGUAGCAAGGGGCCAGCGCUAGAUCCAGCCCGAGCGCUUGAAAUCAUGUUUACUCGUGCACCCAGACGACAGUUUCAGAGCCUAUGUGCUGAUGUAUCGCAUCGUCGCACCGAAAAGUCUGUUUUAACAAUCUUCCAACGACCGUGUCGUUUGCAAAGUACUGGGACGGAAAACUCAACAUCAGGGACGGAAUCCUCCAGCUCGGCCUCAGAAAACCCGCCAACUCCUCAAGACUCUAUAUUCUCCAAAACACAGUCACCAUGGGACCAUGUAUUCAAAAACGUUCCUAGCACCCCUCAGCUUCUCCCAGCGACUCUGCGCAACCCAUUAGGUGGGAAAAGACCCAGGAAACAAACAAUGACCGCCCGAGAGAUUAGCGCGUUCGAGGACAUGUUCAAUAUGAUCUUCGAUGCUGUAGCAGAACAGAAGAUCGGUGAUAGCCUCUCCUCAGAUAAACCUGACGUUGGUAUCGGAAAACGCGGUGGGAUUGGAGACUUGAUUGGGAAAUUACGACGACACUCCAAAAAGAUGAAGUGGACUACAGAGGAAGACGAAUUACUAGACCGCAAGAAGGAAGAAAUGGAUUUGUGUGAUACGGAUCAACAAUUAUUAGAUUGGGCAAUGCGGGAGGUAUUUGGAGAGUCAGAGAAAUAUGAACAGGAGGCAAAAAAGGCCAUGGAAACAGUGUCUCAAGAAGAGGGUAACUCGAAACUACCAAUGCAUCAGUCUCCCACAUAUCCCCAUCUCCUCGCGCUCCUCAUGAAAACUUUCCGGGACAAAUAUCGUGACCCACAUCUGGCUCUUUCCAUUUUCGACCACGCACGGCACCUAUCCAUCGCGUCCUACGUGUUCGGGUGUUCCACGGGCGUGUAUAACGAGCUCAUUGAAACCCGUUGGAGAUGUUUCCGCGAUCUCAAGGGCGUUCACGACACUCUCGAGGAGAUGUCAGUGAAUGGCGUGGACUUUGACACCAAUACACGAAAACUAGCUGAAAGAGUCCGCCGGGAGGUCGGAGAACGAAACCUAUGGAUAGAAGAGGUUGAGGUUGGGGGAAAUGAAGCGUGGAAUAUGCUGAACAAGAUUGAAAAUAUCGUUGCCCAGUCCGUUCUCAAACCAGAACACAAAACGAAGGUUGACGAGCCUAAAUCACCCAAAUGGGAUGAUUGGAAAUCGCAGAGAGACGAUGCCGAGGAUGAGUGGGAAUUUGAUUUGUGGGAGAAGUCGACACCAAAAUCCAGACGAUAG